AGUCCUUAUCUUAUUCAAUGCAGUCAUCGAUCCAUUUUUAUAAAAUACUCGAUAUGCUCUAGAUAUCGUGUAAUGUGAUCUUUAGCAAAUAAGUAAUGUUAAAGUACUUUUUAGCCACAAAAUGAACGAUGUACGUGUGCAGUAACUCAACUUGAUCAACAACUUUUCAUACACAUAUGUGUAUGCAUUAUAUCAUUAUAUUUACAUUAAAGUCUUUUGCUUUAACAAUUUCAAAACAAUCACAUAAAGGUCUGCUUGUUGCAAUUAUGAUGACAGCUACUGAGCUAGUCAUUGAAAUCGUACUAAGCUCUUAAUAUUUCUUGUUUUACUUCCUCGUCACGUGAUCAUUGAGUCUGCGCUUUCACUACACCAUGCACACUUAACUCCUCCCUUACUUAAACAUCUAUAAACAAAUAGAUAUACAGCCUGUCUACAUCUGUCUUCUAAGACGAAUGUAUACUUUUUAUUUGCUUUGAUAUUUCUGUUAGGCAUACAAAUCUAUACUCAUAGAGUUAUAUAGUUUGACCAGAUUGACAACACCAUGAUGUCCAUGUCCGGAAACUCUGUGUGUCCCCACGAUGUCCUCACUGUGUUGUUCUGUCUGCUGACAGCAUCCCAGGCAUACGUUAAUGUCGCCCUCAACAAACCAGCAUACCAACAGUAUCCAAACGAAAACGACAGAUAUGACGCCAGUAACGCUGUAGACGGACGUAAAUCAGACCUGGGUCAAUAUGGAGGUCAAUGUGCUGUAUCACAGAACAGACAAACCGCCACCUGGUGGGUGAACCUGACAACCAUCCACAGCAUCCAUCACAUCACCAUCUACUUCAUGACGAACUAUAAACCAUUUGGUCCUUCUAAUGACAUCACUAAGUAUUUCCUUGGAUUCUCGGUGUACGUCUCCAAUACAACAGCCAGACUACAGGGAACACUGUGUUACAAAGACGACAACUUUACACUAGACACCAUACCUGCUGUCUUCACCACCACCUGUCCUGUACAUGGACAGUACGUCAUCUACUACAACGAGAGACUAUCAGGAGUUACCUACCCUAGAGGUUACUCUGAUCGUGUUUCCACUGACCUCUGUGAAGUGGAGGUGUUUGGAUGUCCCGCUACCGGAUAUUUUGGGUCCAACUGUUCCGUUCCCUGUUCAGACGUCAACUGUCAGUACUGUCACAUAGAGUCGGGCACCUGUCAGGGCUGUAAACCUGGAUACAAAGGUCACCGAUGUGAAAUGGUUUGUGAAGGAGGAACGUAUGGUGCUGGCUGCAAAGAAACAUGUGGAACCUGCCGUGACGUAAACCAGUGCUCUAUCAACAAUGGGACUUGCUUAACUGGGUGUGAUGCUGGUUUUAAAGGAGAUUUGUGUAAAACUGUGUGUGACAGAGGGUCGUAUGGUUACGUCUGCAAUGAAACCUGUGGACACUGUCGUGACGUAAACCGGUGUUCUAUUUUCAUAGGGACAUGUUUGACUGGAUGUGAUGCUGGUUAUCAAGGGGAUUUGUGUAAAAAAUCAUGUGACAGUGGGUCUUACGGUUACGACUGCAAUGAAAUAUGUGGACACUGUCGUGACGUUAACAAGUGUUCCAUUAUCAAUGGGACAUGUUUGACAGGAUGUGAUGUUGACUAUCAAGGGAACUUGUGUAAAACUCUUUGCCCCGUUGGAUAUUUUGGACAAGACUGUUCGGAGACAUGUAUCAACAGUUACACAUGUGAUGGCUGUAACGAUGUCAGUGGUUCAUGUGAAUAUGGCUGCCGUCCUGGCUGGAUUGGAUACUUCUGUCAAAAAAGUAUAUAUUUUUUUCAAACACAUUUUAAUUUAAUUUUGAAAUGUAAGCUUUGAAAACUGUCAAUUUUCAUCCAAACGUCCUUUAAAGAAAAGUUUGAAACAUGAUUUCGUAUAAGGGGAUAUUUAAAAAAAAAUAUUUAAUUUUUCUGACGUUUUUCUCGUGUUAAAAAUAUUUUUUUAAAUAUUGACGGGUAAAAUAAAACUGUACUAUGACUUACCUGAUUUGAGUACAUCAGACCCCAAUGAUAUGUCCAUUGGUAAGUAGUUACACAAUUUUUUCUUUUAUUUUACAAAAGAAACAACUAAAGAAACAAACAAACACAAACAUACUAACAGAUUACAAAGCACACAUUAUAUGGGGAACAUAGUUGGAAAUUGCAUGAAUAUAAAUGCACAUUAAGGCUACUCUUUUGUGAUAAUAAAUCAACGACAAUAUGGUAGAAUUGUUUCUUGGGUGUAUGAUGCAUUACGUUACUUUGAUAUAGUUUAAAGCAGCUUUUGCAAAAAUAAUUUUUAAAAAUCUGGUAAAUUAAAAUAACCACGAAUAACUUUGAUUUGUAUAUAUGCAUUACAACGCGUUGUCGCGUUAUUGUUUGGAGAAAUGUGGUAUGUAUGAAACAACGGGGAGUAAUAGAAGUGCAUGAUGGGUAAGUGUUAAAAUUUUGUCGUUAAAGUAUAUAGAGAACAUUUUUUCUGAAUAAUGCCUAUUUGGUUCAAAAGUAAUUUUAGAGCUUUUGAAUUUCAAGCCCUUGCGGUUUAAGUGUCUGUCACCAGCAAUCUGCAGUUAUUUAUUUUAAUUUAAUUUUUUUCAAAUCUACAUAAAUUAAUGCUUCUUUUGAUUG
Molecule: messenger RNA, 2634 nt
Organism: Magallana angulata
Lineage: Eukaryota; Metazoa; Mollusca; Bivalvia; Ostreida; Ostreidae
Product: multiple epidermal growth factor-like domains protein 11
Exons: 8
Coding region: 542-1846 (434 amino acids)
Molecular function (GO): scavenger receptor activity
Source: RefSeq, a predicted model, not a curated record